UCCUAUUUUUGGAGUAGGUUGUACAUACCAUGAUUUGUGUCCUACCACCCGACAUACCCACGGCGAAAUUAGUCGGCAGGGAUUGGUGAUCCACUCUGCAAGGCGGCUUUGCGACGUGAUGAUCAUUUUCCAUCCAGAGAUUCAUGAUCGACAUGUAUAGCGACCGAUUUCCCUUCCUCCUACUAAGCCUGGGACUCCUCCUGGCGAAAAUUUUACAUGGUGCUCUUGGAAUAAAAGUAAAAAAUAGCCUUAAUAAUUCAAGUCCACGCCUCGGCGACACGAUAACGUUUGAGUGUAACAUUGUUAUUGGGACCGCCAAGAGUGUUUCAUGGUACAAGGACAAAACUGGAAACAUCAGUCAAAUAAUUUAUUUGACGCACAAUUGUAGUGUUUUCGCAGACAAGUAUAAAUCGAGAUUAAAGAACGUUCAGUGUGAUACGAAUAAUCAUGAUUUUCAAUUAAGUGAUGUUCAAAUUUCGGACCGCGGAAAGUGGCUGUGUGAGGCAGAUGGAGAAGAGGCCAAAUCACCGCUGAAAUUAGAUGUUUUAGUUCCACCCCUCACCCCGACAGUUACAAAUCCAUCACCGAUGAAGGUUGGAGACGUUGGAAAUUUCACCUGUAAUGCUGAAAAUGAAAACGUCACAAAACCAGUCACGUACACAUGGACUAAAAAUGGCAACACUGUCUCACCAGGGACUGUUGAACCUGGUGCCCUGCUCUUUUCGGUUGUCAAAAAGUCAGAUGCUGGGAAGUAUGUCUGUGUCGCAAAAAAUGAUGCCGGAUCUAAAGAAAGCACGGAACAGGAUUUUGUUGUUCACUCAUCCGACACAAGUGACUUAAGCAAUAGUGUGCCUAUAAACACCACAGCGUCCUACACAAGUGACUUAAGCAAUAGUGUAUCAGUAAACACCAAAGCGUCCUACACAAGUGACUUAAGCAAUAGUGUAUUAGCAAACCCCGAAGAAGCAACCCAAAGCUCGAAAGAAACAAACAAAAAUUUUAAAGUUGGCAUCGAUUUGAUCGCUGUAGGGGGCUCACUGGUGGUCAUCAGCAUUGUCAUCGGCAUUGUCAUAAUCGUUAUCAAACACAAGGAGAUGUCCAGUGGCAAAAAAAGGAAAGAUUCCCCAUCCACUGGUCUCAAUGGUUUUAGUGAUGAUCAGGAAUCGCAAGACAAUGUGGUAACUGGCCAGUCAGCCCUAUUAGGAGGUCAAGUCAAUCAUGCGAUGCGUCUCUCCCUUCCACGUUCAGAAUGCGACCCUAAUGAAAAUCACAAAGUUGCAAAAUCAAAACUUCGAACGCCUGAUGUCGUGUCGGACACGAAUCAGUACGCCGAGAGUGCGGCUCUCCACGUGCCCGUCGGCAAGAACGGGAGUCAGAAGGAAGUUCGCCCGACAUUGCUCAGGCCGACACAGCCCGCUAGUCCUGCUAAGGAACAUCUAUACGGGAAUGUGAAAAGGAAGAUCCAGCCACAGCAAAAGGGUGGCAGUGGAGGUGUACCGAAGCCAAUUGGAGUGGACGGCACAGUGUACGCGAAACUUUCGUUCCAACCUGCUAAACACGACCAUCCAGUAAGGCGGACUGAAGAGCCAUCACCAUACUCAACUGUCGAUUUCAGCCGAAAGGCGCCGCCUUUGGAAGAGGAAGAAGAAGUACUUGUGCAGUACAUUACUUAGUUACGAAAUUGGCCUUUGUGCAUCUUAAUCUCCUGGUGACACAUCAUACACACGAAGUAAUCAUUGAAGAUUUCCUGUACAUGUGUAUCUGGCCCAUUGAAAUAGGCUCGGAUGCAGCUGUACAUCGAACCUAUAUGCAAUCAAACAAUCAGGAAUGUAAUUCAGAUCUCGAUGCGACAUUUAUUAUAAGGGGACAGUUGUAUUUUCUCUAUGAAAUGCUCUAUUUUAGUAAGUAGUCUGUGCUCACUUGUUUCAAAUCUGUUUCUGCAUGUAAUUGGAUUUUGUGUGCUUAGAUAUACAGUGCUUAUAGAAUAUGCGCUGAUUAUAUAUUCGGUUAUAUAUCACGGCAAAGCUCAUUUAAAGGGACCACCUGGGCGAGGGGUUAACCUGGCCAGAAUAAUACGCCUUCUUGCCAUUAUGCGUCGCCACUUGUAGUAGCAGACUGAUGCUGAUCUCUAAAUAUGAUUUUCGUCUGUGUAGCAAGGCAUUUUUGAACAUGGCUUGUGGAUUUCAGGCAGGCCUUGGCUUACACCCUGUUCUAGUGCAUUGUUUACUGCAGUUCAAUGAAUUUUUAAUCGCCGUUGAACAUUCGGUUUUCUUUUUUGUUCAUUUGAGUUUUAUGUACAUAAAUGUAUCACUCAGUGCUUUUACAUAUUUGUUAAUAGGUUACAUGUGCAUACAUGUUGAUCAUGUUAUAAUUAUACAGUCAUGUAUAUGUAACUAGACACAUGAAGUUUGCACUAGAUUUGGCCGAAGGAAAAGGUUGGUAAAAUGAUGAGUUAGGUUCGGAAAUGACUAUUUGGGACAAUUUUGAGAACAAAAUGGUUUCAAGAUUGAAAUUCCAGGGGUAUUGCCUCCGUAGCCUCCAACGCGCAUUGUCUGGAACCUGAGCAAUGUCAAUACAUUUAGGUUCAAGAUCAAAUUAUAAGCUUGGAAGGAACUUGAGAAUCAGAAUGCAUUAGAUUUAUGUGAAAAGACCAUUUUAUGAAUUACGUUUUAUAUUUCAAAUUGAACCGGAUUGUCAAACAUUAUAAGAAAAAACAACUCAGAAAAUUCAGAUACGGCUUUGGUCUCGUUUUGGUGACAAACGCCUGCGCUUCACGUGACGCCAACAACUCUGGCUCGGUGACUGUUUGAAGUUUAGAAAUCAUUUAAUUUACAUUCAAUAUACAUGAACAAGCAUCAGUCUAAGUACAUUUUAUAUUAUUGUAAAAUUUCGGUAAUUUCAUGGGUGGUUUCAUGGGCAUGGUUUUAUGAUUUUAGAACGUUCCAAGGUUAGAACCAACUCUGAGAUACAGGUUUUUGAUACUCCUACUAUAACUCUUAUAUAAAAAUUUGAGAUAUCGAGAGGCGGAGUAUAUUGAACACAACUGGUGCCAGGAUGACGACGUGCCGGUUGUUCACUAAUCUAAAAAUCUAAAUCUAAUCUAAAUCUUUCCAGUCUUGUGACUUUUUGUUAAGUUUAUUCAAGAUGUGAAGGCCUCGUUUAUUAAGGGUUUUGUUCAUGUUCGUUAUAAUUGUAUGUAUUUUGUACCUUGUGAUGUUGGUAAUUAUGUAAUGGAUAUUUUUGUGUUACACGAAAAUCAAUCGAUGCAAACGGAAUAGAAAAAAAGGCACCAAUGUAAAAUAUUACCCGGUGAUUUUUUAUUUAUUUGUGUGGAAAAUAUGACAUCUUAGAUAGUUGCAUUAUUUUAUUUUUCGUUUCAUAAGUGUGCCUGUCAGUUGAGUUUUCAUUAAGGGGCAACUUAUUGAUGUUAUUGAGUAGAAUCAUUUUAGAUAUUUUGUUGUAGACAUUUUUUUACUUGUUACACGGGUUUUAAAAACUCUGGAAAUUUUUAUUUUGUGUCAGUCCGAACGAUUCCAAAGACAGCAUUGGUAAGAUAUUAUCAUUAUGGUUGUUCGGUCGUGAUUUCAAGAUGUCGAUACUGAUAUUGUAAUUUAAGAGGAAGACCAAUGUGAUAAACAUACCUCUUCUAAGCCUGUUUUUCAUUAAUUAAUCAGACACUUCCAUUGAUGGGGACCAGUACCUUUGUUAAGAAAUUCAUAUUAUGAAAGAAUAUUUUACCAUUCUUGUAAUAAAUUACGAAGAUUCUAGAAAUCAGGUUAUUUGAGCUACAUGUAGAUUAUAUCAGAAAGGCACAUACGGUGUGUGCACUUCGACAUUGUCUUCUGGGUAGUGUUACUUUAUGUACUGAUUAUGAUUCUGAUUAUGAUUCUGUACCUCAAAAAAGCACUGGUGUGAAAAGAAGACUGUCACAUCUACACAUCACUGUAGAUAAUGUACAGUUUGUACGGGUUGAAGUGAGCCCCUUCUGGUUGCUCCUUGAAACCCCUGAUUGAUUUCUGUGGAGACCAGGGUAAUAAUACAGUAUCCAAAAAACGCAUUGAACAGGGAAACAAGGAAAAGCGCUAUCUAAGAACUCAAUAUUAUUAUCAUUAUUAAUAUUAAAUGCACACAUUUACUGUAGUAAUCAGAUUCUGCCGAGCUGGCUUUAAAAUCAGGUUGGGCGUUUUUUCAGAAAAAAAGGAACGAUCGGCCCAACAACAUCCAUUCUGAGAUUGAUUCCCACUUAAAGAAAUCCAGUCGUGGCACAAGUCUUUAUUAAUAUUAAGACUAGCUGAACGUGGUUAAAAUAACAAAAUUUGUAAUUAAUUCUUAUGCAGCUCAUUGGCUACAUAAUGAACUACUUGAGGGAAACUCGAAACUGCAAACAUUCAUCAAUGGAAGCUUAUUCCCGCCUUAGGUUUUAACCGGGCCGUUCAAAAAUCCCAAUUUCUAUAAGCGUUUCGCUAUAGGUUUCCUGUAACAGCUGAGUGCAACGUCGGUGAUAUGUUAGGAAGAUUAUAUUUUAUGAAGAUUUCGAUUUUUGCGGAUCUGUUUCCGAAAUAAAACAUUGAUUGUAUUUUAACACUGGUUAACCGU
Lineus longissimus is the source of this 4596-nucleotide messenger RNA. RefSeq lists its product as uncharacterized. Gene Ontology annotation, cellular component: neuron projection. The coding region runs from base 144 to 1673 and encodes 509 amino acids. The transcript has 13 exons. The record is from RefSeq and is a predicted model, not a curated record. Lineage: Eukaryota; Metazoa; Nemertea; Pilidiophora; Heteronemertea; Lineidae.